CGUGUAUCUGAGCAUCUGAUUUAUGCAGAAUCAUCAGGAACAAUUAUAGUUUCACUGUCUCAAGCCUAUCUUAUUUCUGUUGUACAUUUCUGAGACAAACAAUACAAGAGCGGGCUUCCUUUACGCCUUUACGCUGGUCGUAAUCUCUUUGCGCAUGCACUUUCCGACAGAUAGUUGUGAACUUGCUCCUUGUUCAAUGCCGGCCGGUUCCGAAAGUUGUGCCGAACGUCCGGACUGCAGUAACUGAGAAACGAAGCCUUCUGACAGCACAGAUAAUCGGCACACCACGAUGCCGAGACCGCAACACUUUCCCUGUCCACGGUGUCAGUGGAGGUCACUGACCUUGAAGUCCCUCUUUCGCCACAUAGGCUCGUCGCACGCCCACGAGAGGAACUGGAUUUGUGGCCUACAGGGGUGUAUGUCCACACAUAAGUCAUAUGCUGCUUAUCGAAGGCACGUCUCUAACAGGCACAAUGGUCUCCUAAAAGAUGAAGACCCAGCAGCGAGCACGUCUCAGGAUGUUCAUGAUGAAGGUGGUCAACAGCUCAUGGAAAGUGCUGACCAGGGCGUUGAUCACUCUCAAAAUGUGAAUUUGGAAAGUGACGCAAAUGAAGUUUCUGGGGAGCUGAAUGAAACUUUCGGAGAGUCUCAAGUGACUGAAAUGCAAGAGUUUUCACCUAUGCCUGAUCCUGUAAAAAGCAUGAGCUUGCUUUUUUUGAAAUGGAAAGAGGGAAUGAGGCUGCCUGAGGCAACAGUGAGUGAGAUCGCAAAUGACAUUAUACUGUACCUACAACAGUUUGUGCAGCAGUCUUCAGACAUGCCAAGUGGGGCACUCGUUCAAGAUGUUAUAAAAGAACUUCCUGCACUCCAGACGAAGUCAGGCCGGGAACAAUAUUGGCAAAGCACGCUGCCCUAUGUAACUCCCACAACAAUUGUGUUGGAUAAAAAGCCAAAUGGAAAGGCCAUAACCUAUCAGUACAUCAGCAUUCUGAAGGUCUUAAAGAAGUACCUGCAGUCCCCUAAUGCCUCUUUUAGAAGUGGACAGAGAGCUGAAGAGGGCCGCCUAGCUUCAGUUUUCGAUGGGUCCGCAUUCAGGGAUCACAAGUACUUUCAGGGGGAUACAAGCAAGCUGUGUAUCCAACUCUACACAGAUGAGUUUGAACCUUGCGAUCCAUUAGCUGCAAAAAGGGGGAAACACAAGCUAAUGGUGGUUUAUUAUUCUGUCCUCAACGUUCCUCCCGAGUGUAGAUCACUUCUUCAGCACAUACACCUUGCAUUAGUCGUCAAGGAAAAGGCUGUAGAGCAGUAUGGCCUUCACCGCAUCUUGGAACCGCUUGUGAAAGAGAUUGUGGAGUUGGAGACGGAAGGCAUCGUCAUUGACUCUACAAAAUACACCGGAUCAGUGCUGUGCCUUACAGGAGAUAAUUUAUCAAGCCAUCGCGCAGGAGGCUUCUCUUGCGGCUUCAGUCAUGGCCGUGUGUGCCGCUUUUGCAUGGCUGUACAUCAUGAACUGUCUGUGAAACACAGUGAGAGAGACUUUGUUUUGCGCUCUCCACAGGGUCACAAGUAUCACCUCGAAAUGCUGGAGAAUGGCCUCCCAGCACUGUCAUUGUAUGGUGUGAAGUCACAGUGUGCACUGACGUUUGAAGGUUUUGAGCCAACAGAACACCUACCUCCCGAUCUAAUGCAUGAUCUUCAUGAAGGGGUCAUACCCUUUGUCUUGAAACAUGUGCUCUUUAGACUUGUUAUUCAAGACAAGUGUUUCACCUUAGAGACAUUGAACAAGUGCAUCGAAACUUUUGCGUAUGACCCAUGCGACGCAAAGAACAAACCAGAACCAGUUGCUCGAACUGCACUGGUAGGCAAGGGCACACUGAGAGGCAGCGCGUCGCAGAAGUUUUGCUUUCUUAGGCACCUGGCGCUCUAUAUUGGUGAAUGUGUGUCCUCAGAAAAUCGGGCAUGGAAAAUCUACCUUCUCCUCAGGGAGGUAGUCGACCUCCUAAUGUGCAGAGACAUUCCUGUUGACCACAUCCCCUAUUUGUAUCGUCGCAUCGUAUUGUUCAGACAAGAAUUUGAAUCUGUUUUUCCUGGUGUUAAAGUGCCGUGCAAGAUGCAUUAUCUCCUGCACUAUCCAUCCUUCAUCUACAAGUAUGGGCCACUGGUUGCAUUAUGGUCGAUGCGAUACGAAGCCAAGCACCAGUACUUCAAGGAUGUUGCCAGGAAAAUAAAAAACUUCAAGAACAUUGCUUUUUCUCUUGCACAGAGGCACCAGUUGUAUCAGAUGUUUGUGUGGACACAGCACACUUUGGAGGAUGCCAUAACCACCGUCGCCAGCAAGACUGUUGUUCUGGAGCAUGCACCUGAGCCACUUAGGUUAUAUCUUGCAAGCAGCAGUGGUCAGGAACAGCACAUUUGUUCCAUGAAAAGUGUGACAGUGAAUGCCAGAACAUACACCACGGGCUGUGUAGUGACACAACUCCAAGAAGAUGACUUGCCAGAUUUUUAUGAGGUGUGUGGCAUUUAUGCUGUCAACCGCCGUGUCACUCUCUUUCUAAGGCGGCUUGUCACGGAGGAGUUCGACACACACUUAUUUGCUUAUGUGGUGAGUCGCAGUCAGGAAACAAUGGUGACAGACAGACUUUCUGACUUCCUUUCUGACCUACAAACUGUCCACAGGAAAGAACACAGGGACGUAGUAAACCCACGACAAGCACUCCUGUGAUCUUGAUGUGGUUGUAACAGUUGUGACCUUGUGCAGUUACAGUUAGUGUGUAUGUGGUGUGUGCAGUGUAUAUAUACGUGUUGUUAUGAAGUGCAAUGCAUGUGUCAUUAUAAAAUUGGUG
Ornithodoros turicata is the source of this 2843-nucleotide messenger RNA. RefSeq lists its product as uncharacterized. Bases 290 to 2722 code for a protein of 810 amino acids. The record is from RefSeq and is a predicted model, not a curated record. The transcript has 2 exons. NCBI's taxonomy places the organism in Eukaryota, Metazoa, Arthropoda, Arachnida, Ixodida, Argasidae.